AUGACCGUCUCCAAGACCGUCACCACACUCUCCAACCAGAAGCCGUGUAUGACGGCUAAAGUGCAUGCCCUGCUGAAGACUAUAGACCUAUCCUUCAGAACAGGGGAAAGGGCGGCCCUCAGAAUAGCAAGGGCCAAACUUGCUGAUGGUGGUGUUGUCUCCUUAACCAUGCAGUUCUGCAGCUUUUAUCGCUGUGUCCUUUUCUUACUCACCCUCAUAUUCACUACUGCUCUUGAGAUUUGUCCUACCCGGGCAAAACUUCAUGAGCCAGUGAUGCUCUCAUGUAUACAUCAAUGUUCUGGUUUAUUGAAAUGGAACUUACUUAGUAAUCGUGAUGUUAUACUCGCUCAGUGUAAUCAGACAUCAUGCAAGUCAGAGAAGGGAUUUGGCAUCUCUUAUGAUCAGUACCUGCAUGGAGAUCUCUCUCUCACCAUCACUGCAGCUGAUUACAGUAAGAGGAACGUGUACGCAUGUGAAUGUGAAGACUCAGACUUCACUUAUGUGCGCCUUGUCAUAGAGACUGUGUUCACACCAGUUCAGAUGAAGCCUGAUGAAGCUCUGAGGAUGACUGUGUCUGUACCAGAGCCAGUGGAGGUGAUUUAUAAAAGCGGUAAUUCAGCUGAUGAAGUGAUCUGCAACGUGACUAAAGACUCACUACAGUGUAAAAAUGAUUACAGACACAGAACAUCACUCACUUACCCUGAGCUCACACUGAAACACAUGAAGCCAAGGGAUAGUGGAAGUUACACCAUCCGGGAUGUGAAGAAUAAUGAAGAUCUUCAGAUAUACGCUGUCUCUGUGCAAGAUAAGUCUGGUUUUCCUGUAUGGGGUAGUGUACUGAUAGUGCUGAGUCUGCUCUGCUGCUGUGUUGGUGUGGGAAUAUACCUACUGCAGAAAAACAAGUUGCACACUCGACUACUACAAGUGGAGCAGCUUGUACAGCAGGCUGAAGGAGGAACAGAGGAGAACAUCAGUGAAGUGGAGAUGGCACUCGACCAGCUGAAGCAGCAGUACAGUAACACUAAAUAUUCAGACAAGGUCAAUGUGUUCUGCAAUGCAAAAAGGAAACAGCUGCAGGAGCAGCAAGAACAUCUAAAAAGAGGAGUGUUGGAGAGGCGACUAGAUCAAAUGGACCAGCUUGUACAGCAGGCUAAAGAAGGGACAGAGGAGAAUGUCAGAGAAGCAACAAAGUCGCUCGAUCAGCUGAAGAAGCAGUAUGAGGAGAGUGAAUAUUCAGACAAGGUCUCAGUGUUCUGCAGAGCAAAGCAGAAACAGCUGUUAAACAGCCAAAUGCUACCUGUGGAACAGCUUGUACAGCAGGCAGAAGAAGGGAAAGAGGAGAACAUCAGAGAAGCAGAGGAGAUGAUCAAACAACUGGAGCAGCAGAACAAUGACUAUUCAGAUGCAGUCACAUCUUUUUGCAGUGCAAAGUGGAGACAGCUGAACUGGUACAGACUACAGCACAGUAAUGAUGAACGUCUAAUGACUGAGAGAAGAGAGUUGAACAGUCAUCUGCUUCAUGUGGACCAGAUUGUACAACAGGCUGAAGAAGGAUCAAAUGAGAAGAUCAGAGAAGCUGAAAAGAAGCUUGAUCAGUUGGAGCAACAGUACAGGUACAAGGAUUAUUCUGAACAGAUCAAAUUCCUCUGCAGGGUAAAGAGGGAACAGCUAAAGAGAUACAGUCUACAACCCAGCAUUGAACAACAUUUAAUAACUGGGGACGGAGAGUUGAAUAGUCAGCUGAAACAUGUGGAACAGCUUGUACAGCAGGCUAAAGAAGGGAAAAUGGAAAACAUCAAAGAAGUGAAGAUGUCGAUUGAUCACCUGGAGCAGCAGCAGUACCUAAAUACUGAAAAUGUAAUACCAGUCAUACCGAUCUGCAUGUUAAAGAGGGCAGAGCUCUUCUGGUACAGACUACAGCAUAGUGAUGACAAAUGUCUGAUGGCUGAGAAAAUAGAGCAGAUAAAGCUGAAGGUGGAGAAGGUGAUGGAUAGUGUACAUAAACUCAGAAAUGGAGCAGAACAAAAGCAGGAGAUACUGAGCUCCAGAUUGGUGGAUGAGAUGGAGGAAUAUCUGAAGGAGAUUGAAAAGUGGUGUGGAGAGAUGAGGAGAGAGAUACCUACCCUCAUACAGCAGCACAGAUGUGGAGCUGUGUGAGACCAACACACACACACACACACACACACACACACACACACACACACACACCUGUUGUCCUCUGCACCUCUUUUACCAUUUGGUUAAGAUAAACACAGAAAGCCACAAAUUUCACUCCCAUUAUAAUUACUGCAGCUGUCAAUCACUGCAAGUCGUUGCAAGCUCACAGACUUCCGGUUACAGUCAAAGCAGCACAGACUCUUAUUAAUAUGGUGUUUACACUCAGCUGGUUAGAAAUGUAUAAAUAUUCCAGCGGGAUGGUGGAAAACAUGCAAUUAAACAAGCAAUAGUCAAUAGUCUUAUCUUCCACUCCAUUAGACUACAAGAGUUUGUAGGAUGAAUGGUCUGGAUGUUGUCAUGACGGUCUGAGGUGUGUACAAGUUCUGAGAUUGUGUGUAUUGUUGUUAUAAAAUGGUGAACUGUUUCAUGAAUUGUGUUAGCAAUGAAUUGUGUUUUUGGAUGGAAAAAUUUUAGAUGAAAACAAGAAUAACUGACAAAUGUUUUUGUAAAAACACAAAUCUAAAAGAAACACAAUAGUUUCAGGAGCAGAGUCACACACAGACCAGCAGGUAAUUUAUUCAAGGAAAUAAAGGACUUGACAGGAUAAUAUUUAUAGCAAUUGAAAGUAAAUUUCUCUCAUUUUCUUAGUUAAAUUAUAUUUAUAUGUUAAAGUAAAAAAUUUUCCACGGUAUAUUAUUGACAAAGCUGCCUGAAUGUGACAUGACAGGAAGUACAGUGACAAGGUGUUAUUAAAAAUGUACACUUUUA
Tachysurus vachellii is the source of this 2925-nucleotide messenger RNA. RefSeq lists its product as uncharacterized. The coding region runs from base 1 to 2157 and encodes 718 amino acids. NCBI's taxonomy places the organism in Eukaryota, Metazoa, Chordata, Actinopteri, Siluriformes, Bagridae. The transcript is spliced from 11 exons. The record is from RefSeq and is a predicted model, not a curated record.